Danio rerio (zebrafish) is the source of this 1697-nucleotide messenger RNA. NCBI's taxonomy places the organism in Eukaryota, Metazoa, Chordata, Actinopteri, Cypriniformes, Danionidae. The record is from RefSeq and is a predicted model, not a curated record.
CUCAUGCAGUGCAGGUCUCCAGACGGCUCGUCUUGCGUCACACAGUCAUCUCCACUGAAUGUGGUUUAGCCAGCUCAGCUCUACAACACACACACGCACACACACAGACAGGGGAGAGGCGGGGGCUUCAAAAUCAUCAGGUGUAUGUGUGUGUGUGUGUGCAGUCGCUCAGAGGUUUCACACCAGAUAACAGGCAUACAGAGGCAUUGCUUUUGUUCUGCCAGUCAAGCUGUGACCGGGACAUCUACAUGAUUUGGGAUUUUUUCCAGAGUCCAACCAGGUAGCAAUGAUGGUUGGAAAGCCAGUCCGGCAGUGGAGGUCCAUCUGUAAGGGACUGAUCCUGGGUGCACUCCUGACCACCUGCAUGAUCCUUCUGUACUGCCUGUCGGCCCCCGAGGUCCAGUUUGGCUUGCAAGAAGUGCCAGUGCCUUACUCAUGUGCCCAUCGCCCUUCUGCUGCCCACUCCAUCCCAAACAGCUCCCAUCAUCCCUCAGGGCAGCCAAUCUGCACUCCGAAAGUGGACAUUGUGUUCAUGAAAACCCACAAAACAGCCAGCAGCACUUUCCUCAACAUCCUCUUUCGCUUCGGUGAGAAGCACCACCUCAAGUUCGCCUUCCCCAACAGCCGCAAUGACUUCUUCUACCCCUCUUCGUUCCACCGCUCACAGGUCAAAGACUACCGGCCUGGAAUGUGCUUCAACAUCAUCUGUAACCACAUGCGCUUCAAUGCUGCCGAGGUGGCCAGGGUGCUUCCAGCCGAUGCCUCCUACAUCACAAUCCUCCGGGAUCCCGCUGAUCUGGCCGAGUCCUCCUUCCACUAUUUUGGACGUGUCGUACCCCUAACGUGGAAGAUUUCCGGGGAGGACAAACUCAGAGAAUUCCUAUCCGAUCCAAACCUUUAUUAUGACCCUGAAGGAUUCAAUUCCUUCUAUCUCAAAAACCUGCUUUUCUUUGACUUCGGCCAGGAUAACAACCUAAAUCCUGACGACCCAAGAGUAGACCAGGCCAUCCAGGAGAUCUCCAAACGCUUCCAGCUGGUGAUGCUUGUGGAGUAUUUUGAAGAGUCGCUCAUUUUGCUGAAGGACGCCCUCUGCUGGGACAUGGAGGAUUUGCUUUUUUUUAAACUCAAUGCUAGGAAGGAUUCGACUAUUUCUAAGCUCACCCCAGAGCUUAGAUCCAAGGCCCUCCAGUGGAACGCCAUCGACUGGAAGCUUUACCAGUAUUUUAAUGACACCUUCUGGAGAAAGGUGGACGCUUACGGCCGGCAGCGAAUGAUUAGAGAUGUUGCAGAGCUUCGGCGCAGAAAUGCAGAAAUGGCUGCUGUUUGUAUUGAAGGAGGCCAGGCUGUUGAUGCAGGAAGCAUCUUGGAGACGUCCAUGCAGCCGUGGCAGCCUAUUGGGGAGAGGUCCAUUAUGGGUUACAAUCUGAAGAAGAAUAUCGAUAAAGCCCACCGAAGGCUCUGCAGGAAGAUGCUGACCCCAGAACUGCAGUAUCUCAGCGAUAUGGGUGUCAAUCUGUGGAUUACAAGACUGUGGGGUCACAUUAGAGAUAUCCUGCACUGGUAGCGCAGAAGAGAUGUGUCUAAUGAAGUAUCUGUUAGUUAAGAGCUUCCGUAUUUUGUGAUUCUCAGGUGUUUAAUUAUUUAUUUAUGGUUGUGAAUUGCAUUAUGGGAUGUUGAUUUCUGCUCUGUCGACUUUU